AACUCGCGGGUUGGCUCACUCUGCGGCUCCCGCCGCUCGGGAGCACACACGCGGGGCCAAAAUAACUCUAAUUCGAACUAUUUUAAUAUAAGAAUAUAAACAUUUGUAAAUAUCACCUCAAAAAACCAACAAAAAAAAACUACACUCUCUUUCAACAAAAAAAAACACUUCUACUUUCACUUCUCCAUUUAAAACAAAAUAAAAAACUCCAAAACAAAAAGAAAAAAGUCAUCUAUUUUUCUCAAAAAAAAAAAAAAAAUACUUUCGUCGAGGAGACGAAGAUUUUUCAAUUUUUUUUUCUCUCCAUCAAUGCUGUUAUAAUCACUAUUUGUAAACGUGUGACCCUUACAUUAUUUUGUCCUCCGCGUGGGACGGGUUCAGUGUUGUAACUUAGAUUAUAAGAUAAUACAACAUUUAAGAAAGAAAGCAUAAAAAAAAUAGUGAGAGGAAUAAAAAAAAACAGCAAACAUUAAUUUUUCUUGGAUAAAUGGAAGAAAUAAGAAGAAGGAAUAAUUUAACAAAAAAAGGCUGUGCAACAUUGUCCUGGGGAUGUCCUGCCGUUUUGCAGAAUUUCCUAAAUACACUGCAAACAACGAAUCCGACCAAGUUGAACGCCUAUGAUACGUUCUCCUGACAGAUAAAUAAAAAAGGAUUUCGAUCCUCUAAAGAAAGAGAAAAAAAGAGAGAGAGAAGAAUUUCAAAUUUCGCUCAAAAAAAAAAAAUUGUUGCUUUUCUUGUCGCGCACGUGCCGGGGAAAGAGACUUUUAAAAUACGAAUUUCACUCGCGAGAACACUUUUGAAAAAAAAGAAAUUAUUAAUUAAGAUGUAAUUUUGUGCCUCGUUAAACCAAACAAAAAAAAAACAUGGAUCUCGUGUAUUAGGGUAUAAGUAUAAGUGCGAAUUUUAGUGCCAGAGAAAAAGAGAGAGAGAAAAGGAGAUAAUGAAUCAUCGCUUUUUAGAAUUUUUAAAUAAUAAAAUAAAUAUAAUAGAGUUUGAAUAAUAUUUUCGAGAACAAUUGUCCAGAUUAUUUGGGGGAAGAAAUACGAAGAAAAAGAUAAAUUUGCUAUUUGUUGAUAAUUAUUCGGAAGAAUUUUUUUUUCUUGUUUUUUUUCGGGGGGUAAUUUGUGAAGUGAAAAGGAUGGCGGGCUACAAUCACGCGAAUCCCCAGCGUGUCGUCUACCACGCGACCUACCCGACGCCUCUUGCCCCAAAUGGGGAUCCAAUUAAGCUUCCGGAAAAUUUGGAGACUUUACCGCGAGCUGAGCAUUUUCCGACACAGAGGCAUCGAUGGAAUACAAACGAGGAAAUUGCGGCAAUUUUGAUAAAUUUUCAAAGGCACGCAGAAUGGCAGAGUCGAGAGGCAAAAGUAAGACCGAGAAGUGGUUCGAUGUUGUUAUUUUCAAGGAAAAAGGUCCGCUAUCGACGCGAUGGUUAUUGUUGGAAGAAAAGAAAAGACGGAAAAACGACGAGAGAGGAUCACAUGAAACUAAAGGUCCAAGGAGUGGAAUGUAUUUACGGCUGCUAUGUGCAUUCAGCGAUAUUGCCAACGUUUCAUCGACGUUGCUAUUGGCUUCUACAAAAUCCGGACGUUGUUCUCGUUCAUUAUCUCAAUGUUCCUUAUCCUGAUGGUGACGCGAAACUGGCCGCUUUACCGCCAUGCCUUGCAUUACCACCGGAUAAAAAAGAAUGGACACGGGAUGAAUUGGCAUCGCAAUUGAGGCCAAUGUUCCUUGGCGGUGAUGACGAUCCAAUAAAUCCACAUCUCUCGCAAAACUCAAAUCAUCCAGUGGAUAUGAUUGUCUCACAAUUAUUAGAUAGACAGCGGGCUUCGUCAGCCUCUACAACCACCAGUGCUCAAAUCGCUCCCAGGAGACUCACCCCUGACAAUCAGGUCUCAUCGACAACCGGAGGUCAACAACCAACCUCAACGGCGUCGACGGCUCCUCGCGUAUACUCGAGACAUUCCCAUUCAACUCAGAGUCAGCAAUCGGCUCCAUUAGUAUUAAGUCUGCAACAAAUUCAAGGAGGCGGAGGACUCCUUAUUCUAAAUAGUCAACCAUAUCAUCAUCAACAACAACAACAACAACAACAGCAACAACAACAACAGCAGCAGCAACAACAACAGCAACAAUCAGCGGCACAAUCGAAUCAAGUGGAAAUGCAGCAAGUACAGGAACAAAAAAUCGUUCAACAAAUUGGUGUCGAUCGUGAGCAACAAACACAACAGGAGAUCGAUGUUAAGGACAAUAUUGAUUGUGCGAGUGUUCAAACGCUCUCAACGCCUGGCAGCGGAUCGGCUGGUGUUACUGACUUUGCGGAGACACUCGAUCUCAGUCAGGAGGAUAUUCAACGGACUUUAUCGGCAAAUAUGGUGCCACCAUCGCCAUCACCUUCGCCCGCCGAUAAUAGUAUUAUCAAUCCAAUGGACUUUAUUGAUUCGCCUGACGAUGUUCUGGUCAAUCUUGAUGCAUUCGAUGUCUUUGGGGACUUGCCCGAGUUGCAUGACUUCGAUACAUCGGAGCAUUGCAAGGCUGAGGAGAGGAGUGCGGAUAAUGACAAUGCUUGUCAUCCUGGUACCACCGUCCAUAUUGCUGAAUAUAGUCCUGAAUGGAGCUACACCGAGGGAGGCGUCAAGGUGCUGGUGGCGGGACCCUGGACCGGUGGCAGUAGUUCGCAGUCGUACUCGAUACUUUUUGACGCCGAACCAGUGGAAGCCUGUCUCGUUCAACCAGGUGUAUUGCGAUGCCGAUGUCCCGCUCAUGCACCGGGAAUAGCUUCGCUUCAAGUUGCCUGCGAUGGUUUCGUCGUGUCCGACAGUGUCGCUUUUGAAUACCGAAAACCGCCGACUUCCGAACCGAGUCCCGAGAAAGCGCUUCUCGAUCGUCUCGCCGAUGUUGAGGCUCGUCUUCAGGGACCCGGUCCAUCGUCGCCGGCUGCUCAUCUCGAGGAGCGACUCGUCGCCUAUUGUCAGGACGCUGUUGUGAGGCCAUGGCGCACAGGAGCGGAGCCACUUCAAUCCGGAGGACCGACACUUCUCCAUUUGGCAGCGGGUCUAGGUUACUCGAGAUUGGCCUGCGCUCUUUUGCACUGGAGAGCCGAAAAUCCGAGCAGUGUUUUGGACGCCGAAGUCGAUGCUCUGCGUCAGGACGCCGCUGGAUUAACGCCUCUCGCUUGGGCGUGCGCUGCCGGACACGCCGAUACAGCCAGAAUACUUUAUCGAUGGAACGCAAUGGCGCUGCGUGUGAGAGAUUGUCAGAACAGGAGUGCCACCGAAUUGGCUGCGGAGAACGGUCACACGGCGAUCGCCGAAGAGCUCAAUCGCUUGGAGGCUAGGAGACAAGAUGAGAGACUAUUUUUGCGGCCCGCCAGCCCUAUUCCUAGGAGGCCAUCUCAAGAUAGCGGUCUCGAUUUGGCUCUGUGUGGUUCCCCGCUCCUAGAUGACAUGGAUUUGUUGCAAGAGGAUGAAUCGUCCUUAGGUCUCGGCCACCAGGGAAUGGAGACUGUCCCGAACCCUCGAGGGGAGGAAGACGCGAGAGUGCUGACUUUGGCCGAGCAAAUUAUAGCCGCCCUGCCGGAGAGGAUCAAGAGAGCAGAGGCCGAUCCUCCAUCUCCAUCUUCGCCACCUCCACCUCCACCUUUACCACCUCUCGAGGACGCCUUGAUGGAACAAAUGCCACUCGACUCGGGUAAAUUGUUUGACUCGUAUCGGGAGUGCGGCGGUGCGGCCUCCGUUUCGGACGCGGACGCCGAUGCGAGUCCAUCAAGUCCUUCGAGCAGUUGUUUAACGCCGGACUCACCGUCGCCACCGCCGACGACUGCAGAUUUUUGUGAAUUUUUACAAUUACAAUUGCAACUCGACGGUGGCAACGGUCAUAAUGGCCAUUAUCGUUAUGGACAAGAGAGGAAAUUUGGAUGUGGAAUUAAUGGCUGCGGUGGGAGUUUAAGUUCAGGAGAUGGAAGCGAAGCUGAUUUAAGUAGACUGACAUUAUCGGAUCGCGAGCAACGUGAACUCUAUCAGGCGGCGAGAAUGAUACAAAAAGCUUACAGGAGUUAUAAGGGACGUCAACGUCAAGAGGAGGCCGAGAGGCACGCCGCCGUUCUCAUUCAACAAUAUUAUCGUCGUCACAAGCAGUGUGCUUAUUACAGACAAGCAACGAAGGCCGCUUUGGUGAUUCAAAGUAACUACAGAAAUUAUCGUGCACGUCCUGGAUCAUCAGUUUCAAGACAGCAAGCCGUUCAUCAACAAGCCGCUCAUCAAGCUGCUCGGAAAAUUCAACAAUUUAUGCGACAAUCCAAAGUCAACUUGUCAUGGGAUGAUUCCCGACCGACUGCAGAACGCCAGGGCCGCCGCAAACGGGAACGGGAGGCAGCCAGUGCCCAUUUUACGGGGGGCUGUUGCCCCCCAAAACUCGCCCUUAUCUAGCCCAGGGGCUAGCCUAGUAGCCGCCAGCCCAAAGGUCACACAGUGAAUAAUUAUCAGCGAACGGAAGAAAGAAAGGAAAAAUGAUGCCCGACAGGAACGAUAUUGGCCCAUGUAGGUUUUUUUGCUAAAGUGAUACAUAUUAUAAAUAUAUUACCAUAACGAAGAACAAUUUCCGGUUAUUAACGGAAGUAUACUGGAAACACACACACACACAGAGACUUAAUAUGUGUGAUAUUGUUUCUUGAGGAAAAAAAAUAUGGGUAUCCCAUCAUCUCGCGUUACUUAUUUAGAAAAAAAAACAAAACAGAAGCAUUUAUACUGUUGCAAUAAGUUAAAAAAUAUUUUAAACUCUAAAAUUUUUUAUCCAUGUCUUCUUAAUAGGCUUUCAGAAGCAAACACUUAUUUAAUGCAUUAAUAUAAUUAAUUAUUAUACAAUUAUUAUAAUUAAUAAUAUAUAAAAUGCAAGGUGUUUCCAAUAAUUUCCCCUAAUUCUGGAAACGCGUUCUUCUCUCAUCAAUGAUUAUUAAUGAUAAUAGUCCUCUAGGUAUCGCAUCAAUUUUCUUUUAUGAUGCGUCGAUGUGAAUAAAAAUUUUGCAGGAAAAUCUUUGUACAGAGACCACGAGUUUUUUUUGUGGUAUUUUCUUUUUUUCGCAUCGCUUUUUUCUUGAAAAUGAAUUUAAAAAUUGAAAGCCCUAAAUAAAAGGGGGAAAUUUUCGCAUUAUAGGCUUAGAUUACUUAUAGAUUUUUCGCUUUUCACAGCAAGUGAACUUAAUUCAGUGUUCAGUAUUCCAAUUUGAGAAUACCUAAUCUUAGUAGAAUUAUAUUUGUUAAUUGCGUUGAUCGCAGUAUUUUUUGAAAGCAACGCGAUCAUUCUUUUUAUCUGCCUCGCGAGACAGACGGUUCGUUGUGCGAUACACGUGUACCUUUUUGCCGGACGCUUCUUGUUCCUAUGGCAAAUAUUUUCUAUAUUAUUUUCCAUUGCAUUUCUUCUCCUUUUUUUCUCCCUCCAAUUUUUUUUACUUAUUAAUUCAAUAUCAAAAGGCACCAAAUACUUAUUUAUUUUUUCGUAAAAUAUUUUAUUUCAUUUUUAAUUCACUUUUUUCUGUAUCGUGAAGAUUCCGAGAGAAAAAAAAAUUACGCUUCCUUAAAGUAUUCUAUAAGUGCAAAAUAUAUAUAUGUAAAUAUAUAUAUUUAUAUAUCUAAAAGUCAAGAUUUUUCGCUUUUAGAUUUAAUUGGAGCUGAUAUUCCUAAUGUUAGAGAGAAAAAAGAAAUUUUACAGUUUCGUGAAAUUUUUAAUAUCCAUUGUCAAUGGUGCUAUAUAAAAUGUAAAUGAAUCUUUUUUGCAAGCGCCUUUUUAAUAAAAAAAAAAAAUAGAGCGCGACACUAAAUUCGUGGUGGCUGUACUGAAAAAAAGUUAGAGAAAAAAAACUGAAUAAACGAUAUUUCCAGAUGUUGCCGAGUUGUUUAAAAAAAAAGAAGAAAAAAACAAUUUAAAUAAUAAUAAAAAAAAAUUUUUUAAUCUAUUCUCAACUUUACGAUUCUUUGGUGAAAAAUAUAUAAAUUUUUUUUUACAUCUUGGCAACAGCUUUUGUGCUAAUUCCUACGAGUAGUUUCGCGAUAGAAUGGAUCAGUGUUAAUUGAAACGACGAGCUUUUGUCCUGAUAUUUAAACAAAAGAAAAAAAAAGCUCAAACAUGUAUUUUUGGACUGAUUCGUGAAUUUUUCGUUCAUUAUUUCAGAGAGAUAAAUUUUUUCGCAUUUCUUAAUGUAUAAGUAAACUAGAAAAAAAUAUAAAUAUUCGUUUCAAUUCUCAUGUAUCGAGAUUAAAAAAAAAUUUCUAAAAAGCUAAAAAAAAUGUAUAAAUUUAAAAUUAAUUUCUUUAUGUUGUUGAAAAAUUGUUUUCACGGAUUCUCUUUCACAAAGGUAUGAAAUUUUUCCAAAUAGGCAUUGGAGACAGAGAAAUGAAGUUCAGGGAGUUGAAAAUUUAAAUUCAGUGUAAAAUUGAAUUCUCUUGUGACGCAAGAAUUUAAUUUUUUUUAAGAAAAAAUAUCCUUUCUCUUGAAUUCUUUUAAUAAUUUAUAGUUAGGAAUUCAAUUUAAAUAAAAUCAAUACAUUUUUUC
Molecule: messenger RNA, 6542 nt
Organism: Leptopilina heterotoma
Lineage: Eukaryota; Metazoa; Arthropoda; Insecta; Hymenoptera; Figitidae
Gene: Camta
Product: calmodulin-binding transcription activator 2
Exons: 14
Coding region: 1139-4423 (1094 amino acids)
Biological process (GO): regulation of transcription by RNA polymerase II
Cellular component (GO): nucleus
Molecular function (GO): protein binding; transcription coregulator activity; double-stranded DNA binding
Source: RefSeq, a predicted model, not a curated record